Molecule: messenger RNA, 1710 nt
Organism: Aureobasidium musti
Lineage: Eukaryota; Fungi; Ascomycota; Dothideomycetes; Dothideales; Saccotheciaceae
Source: the annotation of a GenBank genome assembly
GCAGCGCAGCAGCAACUCGACCAUCUCACGGAGUCUGACUCUGCUGCCAUGAGUAUCAACGGAGCAGACUCGGUGUCGUCGGACUCGGGGAUUCCGCUUGAUCGCUUCAUGCAACGAAGGUUGCAGCGGCUAAACACCGAGCAGGGUUUCCGCGAGCAGCGUCAGGCUUCACUGUCGUCGCAGCAGACCCAACACUCGAAAUCAUCGUCUUCGCAACAACAAGAAUUCCUCCACCAACAACCACUUCAGCAACAGCAGCAUCCGCCACAACGCCAACAAUCCCUUCCAGACCACCCUGAUCAGCCGCUACCCACCCGCAUUCCUGCCCAAGUCAUCCCCAGUCUCCCGAAUUCGACUGCCACGACGCCAUCCUCGUCCUCGGCGUCGCCGCACUCGCACUUCCGUCACGACACUCCUCAGCAGCCGCAAUACCAACCACUUCGUAAUUUCGCAAAACUGCACGACGACGGGCCAAUUCAUCUCUCGACCUCCAAAGCCUCGCCGCGCCAGCCGUCAAUGGCUUCGUCCCAGAGCCCCGCUCCUACUGCCAGAGANCCCUCCAUCCUGUCGCAACAGCAACCACAACAAUCUAAAGACGUCGGUCGCUCGACCCCGCAGCCCCAGGCUGAGGAUUUGACCGAGGAUCAGAUUCGACAGUUGCUCAACGACCACAAAGAGCUCCGCGAGAAAUACCAGAAGGUCAAAAAGUACUAUUUCGAGAAAGAAGACCAAGUCAAGCAACUGCAAAACAGUCUCGCUCACCAAAGAAUUGCUCAGUCGCGCACUUCUCUCGACGAUGGCGAGUAUGCGACUCGUUUCAACCGCCUGGAUGGCCUGAUCGCACAACUGUCCUUCAGCAUUAGGNNGAAGAGCUGGAAGUCGGUGCCUACCUGGCUUGCUCCAGCUGUGAACAAGGACGCUAUAACCAUUGGCAAGCAGGAGAUGACGGCGGUUGGCCGCGCCUUCGUUUCGAAAUGGCUAGUCGAAGACGUCUUUGAACGCUACUUCCACCCGGACAUUGAUUUGGCCUUGUCGACACAAUUGAAGCAGAUGCAGAACAACAUCCGCCUCUUUGCACCGCCGGCCUCAGUGCACGAGGAUGAAGAGUACCUCACUUCCAAGGUCGUCAACUGGCGACUGACCACACUCGAGGCCAUGCAAGAUAUACUGCGACUGCCCGAGGCUCCAAACCAUCGCUCUCAUCUGACUGAUCUGCUCAAGACGCAGCUCCGUACUGCUCUUGAGGCGCACCUCGACAACCCACCCAUGUCUGACCUUGAUGGUGGCGUGCACAUGAUCUGUGAACUUGCCGUCGCAAUGCUGGGUCAUCUGCCGCAAGAAAGUCGCGACGUCACAAUCGAAUACUUCCCGCCAGGUCAUGCUUUGAACACUGACAUUAUGAAGAUCGAGUCUGGUAUACCAGCCUUGACUAGCUCGAUUGCCGACGAGAUGGCCGAACGCGGCAGCGUGAACAGCGAAUUGGCCGAUACAAACGACCGAGCAUCUGCUGAGUUGACGUCGCGCCGACGUAACAUGCUGAGUGCAUUCACUGGUCACAAGAAGAGCCACCCAGCACAAGGAAAGCUGAACGGCGGAAGCAGCACCAGCCUGGCUGGCAANGAGGAUCGUGUGCGCCUGGCAGUGGGCAUCGCGGCGCACGUUCGGGAGCGUGGAAUCCUUGUCAAGGCUCCCGUCUUUACAGCGUUUUAA